Molecule: messenger RNA, 4261 nt
Organism: Sitodiplosis mosellana (orange wheat blossom midge)
Lineage: Eukaryota; Metazoa; Arthropoda; Insecta; Diptera; Cecidomyiidae
Gene: BicD
Product: protein bicaudal D
Exons: 7
Coding region: 783-3083 (766 amino acids)
Biological process (GO): regulation of microtubule cytoskeleton organization; protein localization to organelle; microtubule anchoring at microtubule organizing center
Cellular component (GO): Golgi apparatus; cytosol
Molecular function (GO): dynactin binding; cytoskeletal adaptor activity; dynein complex binding
Source: RefSeq, a predicted model, not a curated record
UCACUUUCUCAUUCGAAUGUACUCAAUCCAUUUCGAUGAUACUCAAAGUGCCUAAAGUACGCGUUGACACUUCGAAAAGAAACAUGAAUUUCGAAUUGUGCACGCACACACACGCACGGCCGCAACAUACAAUCACACACAAUCAAUCGUCAAAUGGUGAAAAUAACAGUGGAUUCGGUGUACACGCAUAGGUGUUUGUUCUAAUUUUCUUUCCGAAACGAAAACAUUCCAUAACACAGUCAUCAGUCAUCAUUUGUUCAAUCAUCAUUGUUGAAGUUCACAACGACAAGCAUAUUCAGUCGCUGUGUAGUUUUUCUGCUGCUCUGCUGCCAUGAUGUCAUUAGAGUGAAUUUUGUAGCGACAUCAAAAAUUAAUACAAAACGAAAUUCAUUCUCUCGGUUGCAUUACAAAAAAAAAAUUUGUUUUAUUUUCGAUUAUAUUUUCUACUUAAAUUCCAUUUUAUCUUGUUUCAAUUUUUUAUUUGGAACGCGUUGAUAAAUUAAAAACGUAAACGUUGAAAAGGCAGACGUGUAAAUUCGCUCACUUUUUGUUAACAUUGAUUUGUGGCAGAGAGAGACCAGCAACGGAGAAAGAGUGUUCAUUAAAAGUAAUUCCUACACACACACGUAGUGCAUUUCGAAUGGAGUAAAUGAAGGAUUAUUAUCAACGCAGGGGAUAGCAGGUGAAGUUCGAAUUGCAAGUGUUGUCGUCGUGUGUGUAUGUGUCGAAGAACCUCACUUUUUUUUUCUUCAAUUGUAUAAAUCACGCGUAACAAAUACACCAUGGAAACGGUCAAUUUAAAUGAAUUACGAGCGGAAAUCGAGCGAUUGUCGCGUGAAUUGGAUCAAGCGAGCAGUGAAAAAAUCCAAUCGGCUAAAUAUGGUCUUGGUUUGUUGGAGGAGAAAUGUAUGCUGCAGCAAAAAUGCGAGGAACUCGAAAUGCUAUAUGAAAAUGCUAAACAUGAUUUGGAACAAACACAGGAGGCUUUGGCAAAAUUUGAAUCCACACAAAAAGUGACCAACAAAAGUGGUAUCGAACAAGAAGAUGCACUUCUCAAUGAGUCGGCGGCGAAAGAAACCUCGCUGAAUCUCCACAUCAUGGACCUGGAGAAUGAAAUCAAGCAGCUACGACAUGAAUUGGAUCGCGUACGGAAUGAACGAGACAGAAUGUUACAAGAGAAUAGUGAUAUUGGUCGUGAUAAAUCGGAUGCUGACGCUGAUAAACUGCGGCUGAAGAUGGAGCUUAAAGAUCUAAAGUACCGUGAAACCCGUAUGAUGGCCGAUUACUCGGAACUCGAGGAGGAAAACAUCUCGUUGCAGAAGCAAGUGUCCAGCCUACGAAGCUCACAAGUUGAGUUCGAGGGCGCCAAACAUGAGAUCCGGCGACUGACUGAAGAUUUGGAUUUGCUCAAUUCACAAGUCGAGGAAUUGACUAAAUUGAAACAAAUCGCUGAAAAGCAAAUGGAAGAGGCUUUAGAAGCACUACAGGGUGAACGUGAAGCAAAAUACGCAUUGAAAAAGGAGCUUGAUGCACAUAUCAACCGGGAAUCCAUGUACACAAUCAGUAAUUUGGCAUAUACGAUACGGGGCGGCAUGGAAGACAACAAUAUCAAUAGCGACGACUGUGCCGACGAAGACAAUUCAGCGCUCAAACGAUUAGAGGCUGAUUUGACGACCGAAAUCAAGUCUCCGGAUGGCACAAAAGUCGACCUCUUCUCCGAGAUCCAUCUGAAUGAGUUGAAAAAACUGGAGAAGCAAUUGGAAUCGAUGGAAACGGAGAAAUCGCAUUUGACCACAAACUUGCGCGAUGCCCAGCAAAAUCUCGAUAAGAGCCAGAAUGAUUUGCAAAACUUUAUGGCUCGUUUAUCGGUGUUGGCUGCGCACGUCGAUGCUCUGCAGUCACUCAAGAAACAGGUCGAAAAUGAUGAGAAGCAAAUGGAACUGUCGAAAGAGAAAGAGAAACUCGCGUUCAUCAUCAAUCAGUACGCGAAUUGGUUCCAAUUGAGUUCAAAGGAGAUCGAUGGCUUGAAAAUCGACCUCGCCGAGUUGCAGAAAGGCUUGAACUACUCUGAUGCCAUGGUGACAUUGCGAGAAGAGAUUACAAAUCUGAAGAACAAGCUUUUGUCUGCCGAACAGCGCUCGCUCGAUUUGCACAGCGACGUCAAAACACUCGCUACCAUUUCGCAGAAUGCUGGCCAAAGUUUGGGAUCGGCACGUUCCGUACUCGUUGGUUUGACAGAAGACUUGGCCCAAUUGUAUCAUUUGGUUUGCACUGUAAAUGGCGAGACACCAUCACGUGUUAUUUUGGACCAUAAAAAUGAAGAAUUCAGCUACGAGAACGAUUCACUAUCGGCAAUCCAAUCGCAAUUCAAGUCCGAUGUGUUGAUUCAAAAGACACACGGUUUGGAAGAUUUACAAGCGUUGGCCGAUUCCGUAGAAAUUAAGAAAUACGUUGACAUCGUUAGCGACCAAUUGAAAUACCUGAAAACCGCUGUUGAACACACAAUCGAACUGAACAAGAACGGUUCACGUGCCAAUUUGUCACCGAUCGACCAAGAUACGCGAGAGGAGAUCAACGAAUUGCAAGAGCAAGUUCUGAAACUCAAGAGUCUUCUGUCGACAAAACGCGAACAGAUCAGCACACUGCGCACCGUGCUGAAAUCGAACAAAAACACCGCCGAAGUUGCGCUGACCAAUUUGAAAUCAAAGUACGAAAACGAGAAACUCGUUGUUAGCGACACCAUGUCGAAAUUGCGUAAUGAAUUACGCAUUUUGAAGGAGGAUGCCGCCACAUUCUCCAGCCUACGGGCCAUGUUCGCCGCCCGAUGCGAAGAGUACGUUACACAGGUCGAUGAUCUGACCCGACAAUUGGAAGCAGCCGAAGAAGAGAAAAAGACUUUGAAUCAAUUGCUACGGUUAGCCGUCCAACAAAAACUCUCGGUCACCCAACGUCUCGAAGAAAUGGAAAUGGAUCGAGAAAUGCGUCACGCGAGACGACCAAUGCCACCACAGCGCGGAGGUAGUAAAUCUGGCUUUGGCAGAACAUCAACACGAAACAACGCCAACAAUACGACAUUUUUUUAACAAAAGUUGGACGUACAGCGUAAAUUAAUAGCAUUAGUUUAUACAUUAAUCAAAUUGUAAGUAUCUGUACACGUGUUGAAACGUACUCCAUUCCCGAAUCCAAUUGGCUUUGCACGUGCAAAGAAACAAACAAACCAACACACUACCACACACUUUAAUGAAUUGUAAUAAUUUCUGAAUCAUACCUACGUUUAAACUACAAUUUUGUCAAUGGAUAAACUAAAUGCGCAAGAACAUCACACAAUUACACCGAGCUGUACGUGAAAAGUGACGAUGAGAAAGGAAAGGAACGAGUUGAGUUUUUUUGUGUUUUUGUUUCCUGUUGAUAAAAAAAGAAAAAUCAAUAAGAUUGAUGAGAAAAAAACAUGUUAAGAAGAAAGUAAUGAAUACUCGACCGUGUCACACAUGGUCAAGAAGAACGAUGAGAAUGAAAGCAGCUAUAAUAUGGAAUAUAAAUAUGUGAAACUAGUCUUUAAGAUUGAUCGAUUGUACUUAAACUACCCCCAUUUGGUGUUUUUGUUUGCUCUAUACGCAAAAAAUUGGAAUAUUUACGGAAGCAACAGAAGAAAAUUUCAGUAAUUUACUAAUUGUAGAGUAAUAAUGGAGAUAUGGAGCAACGUAUUUUUUGUAUCAAAUGAAUUAUAACAACAACAACAAAACAUUUUACAGAAUUUAUCCCAAAAUGAAAGAAACACCGAUGAAAGAAAUAAACUUAUAUUUGAAUAUUAUACAUACUGACAGAGAGAAUCAAGUCAAGCGAAUAUUAUUUUAAUAUUUAAAAAAAAGACACAAGCUGUGAACAAAGUGCAGCUAAAUAAAAAGAACACUCAAUUGAAGUACACAAAACAAGAAAUAAACGCUAAAAUCGAUCUAUUCUAAAAAUAAAGAAGACGCACCGAGGUGUGUCUGUGCACUUUUCGUCCCUUUUCGUGCACAUACAGACAGAUUUGCACAACUAAAAAGAAAUUAAGAAGAAAAGUUGUUAUCAAAUAUCAAACGGCCAUCCAAAAACAAGAAAUCUAUUUUAUUUUCUCUACUUUGUUUACUUCACUUGCUCUUUUUAGUACAAAUUACUGAGAAAAACACCAUUUGUUUACAUGCCGAGCCAAUAAAAUGUUUUCAUUGAAGAAAAAAAAAUUAAUAAUUGAAUAAAACCGUUAAAUGGGAAUUGGAAGUUA